Messenger RNA from Humulus lupulus (European hop), 1444 nucleotides. RefSeq names its product protein PAM71, chloroplastic. Gene Ontology annotation, molecular function: manganese ion transmembrane transporter activity; calcium ion transmembrane transporter activity. The record is from RefSeq and is a predicted model, not a curated record. Gene Ontology annotation, cellular component: Golgi apparatus; chloroplast thylakoid membrane. The coding region runs from base 112 to 1281 and encodes 389 amino acids. The transcript has 12 exons. NCBI's taxonomy places the organism in Eukaryota, Viridiplantae, Streptophyta, Magnoliopsida, Rosales, Cannabaceae. Gene Ontology annotation, biological process: Golgi calcium ion transport; calcium ion transmembrane transport; Golgi calcium ion homeostasis.
AUAGCUUAUCUACUUCUUCCACUACCACUUUCAAGCUCAUUCAUGACUCUAAAGCUCUCAGAUUUUUUUGAGAGAGAAAGUGAGUGAGCGAGUUAAAGAGAGAGAGAGAGAAUGAGAACCAUAACGCUCUCAGGGAGCGUUUUGGGGGCUCAGUCUCCCAAACCAUUAAUCACUUGUUGUUGUUUGCUUUCUCUGCAAUCUCGCUCCAACACUCGAGCUUCCAAGCUCUUUCUUCGGAACCCAUCUUCCAUUUCCGCAAGGUACACAAGCCAGUGGAGAGCAAGUAUAAGUGGGGAACGGUUUGGUAGCUUUUCACAAACAUCAGAAAACUCAGAUUGUCAUGAGCACUUAAAGUGUCUUGAUUACAACAACUUUGAAGAGAUUACAGAUUCAAUUCAAAUAAUGGAUGAUUAUAGUGCCUUAAAUAAAGAACUUGCAAACAAGAACUUGGGAAGAGCGUCUACGAAGGCCUUAGAUUUUUUCUUUUCGGAUAAACCAGUUGGAUCAUUUUUGAAGAUUAUGAUGAUGUUUGGGUGUUUAACACUUCAAGGAUCUCAACCAGCAGUUGCUGCUUCUAAUUUCACCAGUGGGCUGCUUUCAAGUCCUUAUUUUUCUGAUCUUGGAGAUAUUAGCACAGGUUUUGCUUCAGCAUUCUUGCUGAUAUUUUUCUCUGAACUGGGGGAUAAGACAUUCUUUAUUGCGGCUCUUUUAGCGGCUAGGAACUCUGCUGCUGUUGUUUUCACUGGGACGUUUGGUGCACUUGCGGCAAUGACAAUCAUAUCCGUUGCUCUCGGACGAACUUUUCACUAUGUUGAUGAAAUCCUUCCCUUCAGGUUUGGGGAGACUGAUUUGCCUCUGGAUGAUAUUGCUGCAGUUGUUCUCUUGAUUUAUUUUGGGGUUUCGACCUUGCUCGACGCCAGCUCAAGCGAUGGCCUUAAAGCCGAAGAUGAACAGAAAGAGGCAGAAUUAGCGGUUUCCGAGUUUUCAGGCAAUGGCGCUGGAAUAGUAGCGGCUGCUAGCACUGCUCUUAGUACUUUCUUCUUAGUUUUUGUUGCUGAAUGGGGUGACAAAUCAUUUUUCUCCACAAUAGCUCUUGCUGCAGCGUCUUCACCUCUCGGGGUCAUCGCAGGAGCAUUAGCCGGUCAUGGAGUCGCGACUUUGAUUGCUGUUUUGGGAGGUUCUUUAUUGGGUUCACUCUUAUCAGAGAAGGCAAUUGCCUACAUUGGAGGUGUUCUUUUUCUAGUCUUUGCAGGUAUAACAUUGAUUGAGAUAUUGAACUAAAAACCUUUUGAGGUAUUUCCACCCAAAAAGAAGAAAAAAAUUAAUAAUAAUAACAUUUUGUAUUAGUGUUGUAUUUAUGAUUUAUUUUUUUCCCAAAUGUAUUGCCUAUCAUUAUGUAGUGACUAUGAUCUUCUAAAUAUAUAUUUAGUGAAAUUUGAUAUUA